CCGGCCCCGCCUCUACCCGCUGUCCCGUCCGCGCCGGCCGGCCCUUCCCUGCGCACCGAGCCGCCGCCAUGAAGUGUCACUACGAGGUGCUGGGAGUGAAGCGCGACGCCGCCGAGGAGGAUCUGAAGCGGGCGUACCGCCGGCUGGCGCUGCGCUGGCACCCGGAUAAAAACCUCGAGAACGCGGAGGAAGCGGCAGAGCAGUUCAAGUUAAUCCAGGCAGCGUACGACGUCCUCAGCGACCCCCAGGAAAGAGCCUGGUAUGAUAAUCAUAGGGAGGCUUUGUUGAGAGGAGGAGUUGAUGGAGACUAUCAAGACGAUAGUUUAGAUCUGCUGCGCUACUUCACUGUUAGCUGUUACUCUGGAUAUGGAGAUGAUGAGAAGGGAUUCUUUACAGUCUAUCGAGAAGUUUUUAAAAAGAUUGCAAAAGAAGAGGUGGAAUAUAUUACCCGGGAAGAUAUUGAAGAGUUCCCUAUGUUUGGCAAUUCCCAAAGUGACUAUGAUACGGUAGUCCACCCUUUCUAUGCAUAUUGGCAGAGUUUCUGUACUCAGAAGAACUUUGCUUGGAAAGAAGAAUAUGACACACGACAAGCCUCAAACCGCUGGGAGAAACGAGCUAUGGAAAAAGAGAACAAGAAAAAGAGAGAUAAAGCCAGGAAAGAGAGGAAUGAACUGAUCCGUCAGCUAGUAGCCUUUAUUCGUAAAAGGGAUAAAAGAGUACAAGCUCAUAGAAAACUUGUGGAAGAACAAAAUGCAGAAAAAACUAGAAAAUCAGAGGAAUUUCGGAGGAAGCAGAAGCUCAAACAAGCCAAGCUGGCUGAGCAAUACAAAGAGCAAAGCUGGAUAACUAUGUCAGAUCUGGAGAAGGAGUUGCAAGAGAUGGAGGCACAAUAUGAAAAGGAAUUUGGAGACGGAUCAAGUGAUGAGGAGGAAUUAGAAGAACAGGAGACAAAAGGCAUUGAAGAGAAACUGAAUGACGAAAUUGAAGAAGCUGAAUUUGUUGAUGGUCUGUACUGCCCUGCUUGUGACAAGUUGUUAAAAACCGAGAAAGCCAUGAAGAAUCAUGAAAAGUCAAAGAAGCAUCGAGAGAUGGUGGCACUGUUACGACAGCAACUGGAAGAAGAAGAAGGGAAAUUUCCUGUGUCUUUGGAUGAUGCAUGUGAAAUACAUACCAAAGAGGAAGAAACAGAAGACAUGCCCAAGCAGAAACUCUCAAAGAAGCAGAGGAAGAAACAGAAAACAAUGGUGACUUACGAGGACUCUCUUGAUAAAAGCGCUGAUGAAGAAACAGUUGAACGAAAGGAGGUGCACGAUGUGGACAAGGACAGUGGCUCAGCAGAGGAGCUGGUGAAUGAUGGCCAAAGAUGUGCUGUGUCAGAGGACGCAAGUGCUACAGAAGAUGUCAGCCAAGUGGAUGAAGCAAGAAGUGAAGCUAAAAGCAGUACUAAACCUAAAGGGAAGAAAGCCAAGGAAGCAAAAAAGUCUGCUAAGGCAUCUUCAGAGCACCCAACAACAAAUGAAGUUCCUAUCCACUGCGUCACCUGCAACUGUGCAUUUCCAUCCCGAAAUAAACUGUUUGAACACCUGAAAGCCACAGGACAUGCAAAAGCCACACAAGCAGCAGCUGUAAAUGGAGCUGUAAACACCAGAAACAAAAAAGAGAAACGUAAAACCAGAUAGAACUUUUUUGUAGUGGCAGUCUACAGAAUCAUACAUGAGUGCUGUCCUGGAGCAGAGAGGUGACAUUGAUUGUGUCUGGAGUUGAACAGAGAAGGCAAGUCCUAAUUUUGGGGAAAAAAAAGGAAGAUGAAACAUAAAGAAUAGUAUCUUUUGAAGAAACCUGUGCUUGGUUUUGGGUACAUCAGCCUUUUCUUUAAUGACUGCGUUUGACUUGUCAUCUCAGCAGCUUUUACAAGGGGGUUGGGGAAGUGGUAAUUCAAAUUGACCUUGUGUUCUUGUAGAAACAUGCCCAGAUAAAGUGCCCACAGAGAGGGCUUAUCGUUUUAACACUCGUGUUGCUGCUUUUCUUUAGAGGGCUUAGCUCAGGGUGAGUGCAGCAGGCAGAAGGGACUGUGCUGCUUUGGUCAUCUGUCAAAGAUGAAAUAUAGUGCAAGGUCCUACACCUGGUUCAGAGCAAUCCCAGGCACAGCUACAGGUUGGGCAGAGAAGAGAUUCAGAGCAGCCCUUUGGAGAAGGACUUGGGGGUGUUGGUUGAUGAGAAAAUGAACAUGAGCCGGCUUCAGUGUGUGCUCGCAGCCCAGAAAGCCAACCGUAUCCUGGGCUGCAUCAAAAGGAGUGUGACCAGCAGGUCGAAGGAGGUGAUCCUGCCCCUCUACUCUGCUCUCGUGAGACCUCACCUGGAGUAUUGUGUGCAGUUCUGGUGUCCUCAACAUAAAAAGGACAUGGAACUGUUGGAACAAGUCCAGAGGAGGCCACGAGGAUGAUCAGGGGACUGGAGCACCUCCUGUAUGAAGACAGGCUGAGAAAGUUGGGGCUGUUCAGCCUGGAGAAGAGAAGGCUGUGUGGAGACCUCAUAGCAGCCUUCCAGUAUCUGAAUGGGGCCUAUAGGGAUGCUGGGGAGGGACUCUUCAUUAGGGACUGUAGUGACAGGACAAGGGGUAAUGGGUUCAAACUUAAACAGGGGAAGUUUAGAUUGGAUAUAAGGAGGAAAUUCUUUACUGUGAGGGUGGUGAGGCACUGGAAUGGGUUGCCCAGGGAAGUUGUGAAUGCUCCAUCCCUGGCAGUGUUCAAGGCUGGGUUGGACAGAGCCUUGCGUGGGGCAUGGUUUAGCGUGAGGUGUCCCUGCCCAUGGCAGUGGGUUUGGAACUUGAUGAUCUUAAGGUCCUUUCCAACCCUAACUGUUCUGUGAUUCUAUGAAAUGUCACCCCAACAUGGGGCUUUUCUUCUGCCCUCCCCAAGGAGAGGAGUACUUUCGAAGUAAUUAAUUACAAUAAACAGCAGAUGAAAGGGAAAGAGUAAGGCGUCUAAGUUGGUUAAUCAGCUUUGACAAUUCCUGUCGGUUUUGUACCUGCAUGCCAGGGUGUUGGGUGGAAAAAAAUUGCUAGUAGAACCUUGCUGAGAGAAGUGAAGGCAGAAAUGAGUGACAUGAAUAAAUGAAUUUGUUCUGUUGUUUUUCUAAUGAGAAACAUGGGAGUUGUUAUUGCACCUCUGUUUAAAAUGCAUGUCUACGUGGUGGGGAUAACAAGCACCUCAUUUUGCCAUGGUGGUGGAUUUUACAAGGCUGUUGUUAAUGUAGAUGAUGAGAGUGGUACUCCGUGUAGUAUGUUGUUUAGAAAGCUCCUAUGGUGAAGUUUUGCAGAAGCACUGGUCUUGCAUUAACUAAGUUCUAAAGUUUAAACCUGUCACGCAGAGUGGCAAAACCGUCUCCUUCCCCCACAUGUUGACAGGAUGCCUUUAUUGGGUCAAGGCUUUUUAAACUUUGAAUGAAAGUGAAAUGGUAAAUGUUCCUGCUGACUGUUCACAAUGCCUUUUGUUGGUUUUUGUCUUUUUUUUUUUUUUUUUUUUGAAACCAAAGCAAGGAAUGAACUGAUGAUUUAAAAAAGGAAAAAGGUGAUUAAGUAAGAAAGAAACAUGGCAUCUUAUUUCAGCAGUCAGAAUUUGUAUCUUUGCUAAAUGACUAAUGGAGGGGCCGUGCAAUCCUGAAAGCAGCAGGAGAAAAAAAAGGCGUGUUUUAGAGAGGAUGAUAACUGGGUUAGAGGCAUGUGAUACAAAUAAUUACUGUAAUUAGAAACUACACCUUUGUGCAAACAUUGUGGUUUUUUCAUGCUCUAAUUACAGUGUAUAGUUGUAAUAAGGGUAAAUAGUUUUAAGUGUGAAAUUUCCAGUUGUGUUCUAAACAGGGUAUUUCUCAGCCAGAGAUUGUCUAUGCUCAUGCAAGUGAAAUCUCACAGACUAAACCCUGCAGUAUUACUUUUUGACUUCUAUUCUUAUUUAAAUAAAACUAAAUACUUU
Molecule: messenger RNA, 3971 nt
Organism: Pezoporus occidentalis (night parrot)
Lineage: Eukaryota; Metazoa; Chordata; Aves; Psittaciformes; Psittacidae
Gene: DNAJC21
Product: DnaJ heat shock protein family (Hsp40) member C21
Exons: 12
Coding region: 69-1679 (536 amino acids)
Cellular component (GO): cytoplasm
Molecular function (GO): zinc ion binding; nucleic acid binding
Source: RefSeq, a predicted model, not a curated record